GAGCCUCCAUUCUCGGAUCUUCCCGACACGAAUCCAACACCCCGCCGUAAGAACCCUAGCAGCCAUGUCCACCAUUACCACCCCUUCUCUUCCUUCCACCCAGAAAGCCGUCCUCUACAACAUCGAAACAAAAACCCUCUCCCUCUCCACCUCGCACCCUGUCCCUGCGCCUUCUGAAAAGGAACACCUCAUCCGCGUCCACAGCACCGCAAUCACAAACGGGGAACUCACGUGGGCGCCCUUCUGCCCCGACUGGCCCACUGAACACGUCCCCUGCUACGACGUCUCCGGCACCAUCGUGAUUCCAGUCCCAGGUUCCGACCUAAAGCCUGGAGAUAAAGUCUUCGGCCGUGUGGAUGCGCAAAGGGAAGGCACGGCGCAAGAAUAUGCAACCAUUCUACAGUCCGAGAAUGCGCGCUUGCCUGCCGGGAUCGGGAUGCUGGAAGCAGCGAGCGUGCCGAUGAGUGCGCACACGGCGUGGCAGGCGUUGUUUGAGAAGGGGUUACUGACUGGUGACUUCAACCGCGUGCCGUAUGUGGAUGAGACGAGUGGUGAGAUUGUUGGGAAAGAGUUGGCUAAGGGAAAGAGAGUGCUUAUUCUGAAUGCCGCGGGCGGGGUGGGCUUGCAUGCGGUGCAGUUUGGAAAUUUGGUUGGGGCGUGGGUGGUGGGGACCGCGAGCAAGAAGAAUGAGGAGUGGUUGAAAGGCCUGGGGGCGGAUGAAGUGGUGGAUUAUCGGAAUAUGAGUAUCAAGGAGUAUGUCGCUGGGGACGACGCGAAGAAGUUUGACCUUGUCUUCGAUUGCGUGGGCGGAGAGUCGAUGUUGGAUGGAUGGAAUGGGGUUAAGGAGGAGGGAGGGGUGUAUAUCUCUGUUGCACCUGGGUUUGGAGAGCCCCAGGGAGGGAAGCCAAAGGGGGUGAGGAGUGAAUGGUUUAUCAUGGAGGCGAGAGGGAAGGAGUUGGAGCAUAUUGGGAAGUUUAUUACGAAGGGGGUCUUGAAAACGGCAGUGGAUAGUGCGUACGAGAUGGAGGGUUUUGAAGAGGCGUUUGCGAGGUCGGCGAGUGGGAGGGCGAAGGGGAAGGUGGUGUUGAGGGUUGGAAAGGACGAAUAAGCGUGAUGUACAGAGUAGAGAGCGCGAGCAUUUGGUGUCCGUCAAAAGUCAUUGUUGCGAUUGCUCGAGAAGUCUUUACUGCCGUUCAAUGUUGAAUGAUAUCCCCUUUCCAUCCUGGUCACGACCCAUACG
Westerdykella ornata is the source of this 1240-nucleotide messenger RNA. Its product is annotated as NAD(P)-binding protein. Gene Ontology annotation, cellular component: mitochondrion. Bases 65 to 1108 code for a protein of 347 amino acids. Gene Ontology annotation, molecular function: oxidoreductase activity. NCBI's taxonomy places the organism in Eukaryota, Fungi, Ascomycota, Dothideomycetes, Pleosporales, Sporormiaceae. The transcript has a single exon. The record is from RefSeq and is a predicted model, not a curated record.